AGUUGAAAGGUCAACGGCGUUGAGUGGUGUUCGAACAAGAUCUGUUUGGGUUUCAUGUCUGUGUCCUUGAACGGCUGGCAGGUGCUCGCACAAGCCCGACUAUGUUGAACAGAUUCAGUUAUCUCCGGAGAUAUCGAGGGUAACCUGGAGACAGCAGCAAGAGUUUGAAGAGCUAGUGGGGUGAGUCUGUGGGAUCAGAGCAUUCCAAAGAAAAUUGAAGAGUCACUUAACAGCAAUGGAGAAAAAUUGGUUGAUGUGUCACCAACAUUUCUCCAGUUUUGCGUUUUUUAGCUACCAGACAAAAGCAUACACUGCCUGAUCUGCCUUAUGACUAUGGCGCAUUGGAACCACAUAUCAGUGCGGAAAUAAUGCAGUUGCAUCAUAGCAAGCAUCAUGCAACCUAUGUUAACAACUUAAAUGUUACAGAGGAGAAGUAUGCAGAGUCCUUGGCCAAGGGUGAUGUGACAACUCAAGUUGCUCUGCAGCCAGCACUGCGAUUUAAUGGUGGGGGUCAUAUUAAUCACUCUAUUUUCUGGACUAACCUGUCUCCUAAUGGUGGAGGAGAACCUGCAGGAGAGUUAAUGGAAACCAUCAAGCAGGACUUUGGUUCCUUUGAGAAGUUUAAGGAAAAGAUUACUUCAAUCUCAGUCGGUGUUCAAGGCUCAGGAUGGGGAUGGCUGGGUUACAGCAAGAAUUCAGGAAGGCUACAGCUUGUGGCUGCUUCCAAUCAGGAUCCAUUGCAAGGAACAACUGGUCUAAUUCCCCUACUUGGAAUUGAUGUGUGGGAGCAUGCCUACUACCUGCAGUAUAAGAAUGUGCGGGGUGACUAUCUAAAAGCUAUCUGGAAUAUUAUCAACUGGGAGAAUGUAGCAGAGAGACUCAAAGCUGCCAGGAAAUGAGUAGUAUUCAUGCUGGACUUCAAGGAAACCAACAGAACCCUGCCAUUGCUGUUUUAAAAUGUUUUUCAAUAACAUUUGUGAAACAGUUUCUAGCUUUCAGGACCAUGUUUAAAACAUUAAAUCUUUGGAAACAUC
Messenger RNA from Carcharodon carcharias (great white shark), 1034 nucleotides. RefSeq names its product superoxide dismutase 2, mitochondrial (gene sod2). Lineage: Eukaryota; Metazoa; Chordata; Chondrichthyes; Lamniformes; Lamnidae. Gene Ontology annotation, molecular function: metal ion binding; superoxide dismutase activity. Gene Ontology annotation, biological process: superoxide metabolic process. Gene Ontology annotation, cellular component: mitochondrion. The transcript is spliced from 6 exons. The record is from RefSeq and is a predicted model, not a curated record. The coding region runs from base 369 to 899 and encodes 176 amino acids.